Toxotes jaculatrix (banded archerfish) is the source of this 4206-nucleotide messenger RNA. Its product is annotated as prohibitin-2-like. The record is from RefSeq and is a predicted model, not a curated record. Bases 251 to 1159 code for a protein of 302 amino acids. Lineage: Eukaryota; Metazoa; Chordata; Actinopteri; Toxotidae. Gene Ontology annotation, cellular component: membrane; mitochondrion. Gene Ontology annotation, biological process: mitochondrion organization. The transcript is spliced from 10 exons.
GGCGGAACAGCGCGUUUUAUUUUUACUUUCAAAACUUUCACUUAUUUUUAAUUUAAAAACCAAACAAACGAUAAAUUCCUGUUUUUAAUAUAAACAUUAAAUAAUGAACCGCGGCCACUUCCACGUCAAACAAGCGACACCCGUGAAUCCUACAUUUCCCAUGUUACCCUGCGCACACGUGGAAGUGCGUCAUCACCCGUGACCUUGGCCUCCUGCUCACUCGGGUUUCCAGCCGGCGCAGAGGACGAGCAUGGCGGGUAAAGAGCCCGGGGGUUUCCUGCAGCAGCUGCGGCAGAUCGCAGGCAGGAUGUCGUCUGGUCCUCGAGGAGCGGGACUCGGUGUCAAACUGCUGAUCGGAGCCGGAGCUCUGGCUUACGGAGUGAAGGAAGCCACAUACACAGUCGAAGGAGGACAGAGAGCGAUCAUCUUCAACAGGAUCGGAGGGAUGCAGAUGGACACGGUGCUCGCCGAGGGACUCCACUUCAGGAUACCCUGGUUCCAGUAUCCCAUCAUCUACGACAUCCGAGCCAAACCCAGAAAGAUCUCCUCGCUCACCGGAAGCAAAGACCUUCAGAUGGUGAACGUCACACUGCGAGUUCUGUCCAGGCCGCUGGCGUCCAACCUGCCCACCCUCUACCAGCACCUGGGACAGGACUACGACGAGCGCGUCCUGCCCUCCAUCGUCAACGAGGUGCUGAAGAGCGUGGUGGCGAAGUUCAACGCCUCGCAGCUCAUCACUCAGAGAGCGCAGGUUUCUCUGCUGAUCCGCAGGGAGCUGUUUGAACGAGCCAAAGACUUCAACAUCAUCCUGGACGACGUGGCCAUCACCGAGCUCAGCUUCAGUCGAGAGUACACCGCCGCCGUGGAGGCCAAACAAGUCGCCCAGCAGGAGGCGCAGCGAGCUCAGUUUUAUGUGGAGAAGGCCAAACAGGACCAGAGGCAGAAGGUCAUCCAGGCUGAAGGAGAAGCUCAGGCUGCCAAGAUGCUGGGCGAAGCUGUGACGAAGAACCCAGGCUACCUGAAGCUCAGGAAGAUCCGGGCGGCGCAGAACAUCGCCAAGACGGUGGCGCAGUCCCAAAACAGGGUGUACCUGAACGCCGACAGCCUGGUGCUCAACCUGCAGGACAGCGACAAGUUCAAUUUGUCGCUGAAGAAGUAAGAAGACGCGUCCUCCCUGUCGGUUUGUCGUCUUUCCUUCAGUUCCACUCCCACAAAGUAAAUCCUGACCCAGGUUUAUCUGUGAAUCAGUCAAACGCUGCCUGAUCUGUGAGUAUGUCGUCCAGCAGCUGCCUGACCUGCAGGAUGACAUAUGUUUACAUGUAGAACAGGAGCAGUAACUCACCUCUGUGGUUUUAUUUUGAAAGGUUCCUCUGGUGUCGGUAAAACGCUGAUUCUCUGGUUUUGGUUCUCGUCCAAUGAGCUUCUGCAUCUUCCUGCAAGGUCACGUCAAACCGUUCGACCUUGAAAGUUUUCUAUGCACUUUUCUAUUUUUCUCGUAGAUGUGUCUCACUUCACGUGUCCACAUAAAAAGCAGGACAUUCACAGGACUUAUCUGAUGAAGGGUUUACAAAGGAAAGUCAGAGUUUUACCAACAGCAGAGGAAGUUUAAAGGCUCAGUUCUGUUAACAUCGCUGGAAUCAUACGACAGAGUCUUCGGCCACUGUUUGGGGUCGUGUCGAGAAUAAAGUGAUGAUGCGACAGAAAAAAGUGCUAAGUCACACAUUCAUGAGGGAAAAGUCCUAAUUUCUAAGAAUAAAGUUCUCACACUACCAGAGCUUUCAACACAACAUUCAUUCAUUUUCCCUCAAUCUCAGGUGUUUUUUCUAAAACCCUAAAACUAAGAACUUAGUCCUAAGUGCAUUAUCUGUCCACGCUGACGGUUGUGGUUUUGUUUGGGGCUUUAACUGCUAUUCUACUGUUUUCUAGUUGAACCCAGUGGUUAGAGAAUGUAGAAGUUAGAACCAGACAAUCACUUUUAAAUGAAUCUAAUUCAUUAUGACAGAAUUUUCUGUUGUUGACAGACCAGCUGUUCGAUCCCUUGCUUCAGCUGUAGAAAUGUCUCAGUGCAGCUCACAUCAGUGAAAGUAAAAUCAGAAACUCUCAGCUUGGAUAAACCUCUUUGUUGGCCAUGGGAAAUAUGUUUUAAUGAUUUGGGUGAACUGACAGUUGGAAUGAUUGAUGUGUGUAACAGACUUUGGUUUCCUGGUCUGAAGAGAAGGUUUAAACCUGUCGAUAUAGAUCCUAUCAGUUUGGAGGAAGCAGAGCAGCAGCUGGACUCGACCGUGUCUGUUUGACUUUCAGCAGAUUUACUUUUCCUCUUGAGGACGACUCUGUCUCUGCUCAGACUCUGACGGACACACACAAACGUUUGGCUUUGCCCGGCGGUGUCGUACCCACACUGCUCCUCCUGCAAACACGGGCCGGUGCGUCUGAUUGUCGCCGUGACGCCGAGCUUCUCGCCACUGUGCCUUUGUGACCUGACAGUUUGUAAAAACUGAUCUCUGCUUCUUCUCUUCCUCUCUGGCCGCGGGUUUACGACGGCACACGCUGCUCGCUCUGAUGCGACGCGUGACAGAGGAAGAAGUUUAGAGAAGAAGAAAUUCAGACGUUUAACAUUCGUGGUCAGUUUUUCAUCAUCAGAGGAAAAAGGAAGUUGCUUAUUUCUCUUUGUUGCUGAGAGAGAAAUGAGAAGAUUGAGAUCACACAGGUGAAGCAGCACUGAGUUUAUUCACUAACGAACCUACGGAAAAACCACAGCAUGUGAUUUAUUCCAUCUUUGCUUUUCUUAUCUACUGAUAUUUUUUUGUUUGAUAAAAACCACAGAAGUUAAUUUUACAGAUCAGUGACUGAAACAAGGCUGUUAAACUUUAGAGUUUCAGCCUGCAGCUUCAGCUUUACUGUACACACACGAGACAGACACAGUACAGGACGAGUCCGUUUGGUGCUGCUGGGUUUGAACCUGUGGCGUUCAGGGAUCGGGUCAGAGACGUCCUCAGCAGGUGGAGGCUGCAGCGGCUCGCUCACAGCAGCUUCUGUGUUUUGUAAGAUUUCACUAAUGAACAUUGUUGAGUCAUGAUCCUUAAUACCAGCGAGUAUGUGUGUCAGCAGACCGACCACACACACACACACAGAGCCACCUUUGUUUUGUUGACAUGAGAAGCUUGUAUGUUCUGUAUGUUCUGUAUGUUUGUCUGACUCUGAGUCAGCGCUCAGACGUUUGCUCCUGAAGGUUUGAGCAGUAGCUGAAUGGAGAUCGUCAGCUCGUGGAUGUUUUUCUUCUCCUUACAUCUGAGAAGACUCAGUCCUUACUUUGGAUCAGAGACGUUAGAUUCACCUGAAAUGAAUGAUUGUAGAGUUUGUUUCUCUGUCUGUGACGGUGAAGUUUCCAGUGUGGUCGAACCCUGAUGUAGAACAUAAUAAAUAGAACAUGUACAGAAUGAAGUGAUAAUACGUCUCUUCAUGCUGGAAGUGAUCACAGUUCUUCUACAAAACCCAGUUUUUAUUUCACAAAAAAAGCCAAAGCUGUGCAAUAUUGAAUUUUAUGUGUAAACAUGAGAAGCUGAAGCAGAAUUUUACAUCUGUCAGAAUGAUGAUUUAAAUCAGAGAAGUCAUCAGGGUUAAGAAUAUUACCAAAGAAAGAAUUCAGUGUCAGUGCUGUAGUUUAAAGUUAAUUACACUUUGCAGUGGAGUCGUUUCAGUGUCCAACCUGAGGCAGGUGUGAGCAGGAAGUCAUGUGACUUUAACAGCUAACGCAGUCUGUUUCUGGGAGUUUUGAGUUUGAUGAACUUGUUACCUGUAAAUGGAACAGAAAACUGCUGCAUCAGCACAGACGUGUGUGAUGAGGAUUGUUUAUUCCUUUACACAUCGUCUGGCAGACUCCUCCCUCUUUCAUGACCCUUCCAUGACCAACCUUCGCCGCUGGCCGAUGGUAUGAUUCCUGUGUUAUGUGUGUAAUAACAGAACAGAGUCACCUUCACUGAUUUCUUGUAUGUAAAUGUGACUUUCAGACGGUUUCCUGCUGUAAAGCCGACCUACACAUGACAGGUGCUGAAUAUUCAUGCAGACACCGUCUGUCUGAGCCACUCUCCUUCUUUUCCACACAGGAUGAGCUUUAUCUUUAUCCUUUGUUCAGUGUUUUUCUCUGUUUCUCUCAUUUUUAAUCCUUUUUCAAAUAAACUGCAUCUCUGGCAGAGACAGCUUCCUCAC